Thalassophryne amazonica is the source of this 1470-nucleotide messenger RNA. It is a transcript of the gene siral1, whose product is annotated as family with sequence similarity 118 member B. The transcript has 8 exons. Lineage: Eukaryota; Metazoa; Chordata; Actinopteri; Batrachoidiformes; Batrachoididae. Bases 234 to 1301 code for a protein of 355 amino acids. The record is from RefSeq and is a predicted model, not a curated record.
CACAGUGAACCGGUGCUCUUUAACAACAUGGCUAAUUAGGCUGUGAAUCUCGCUGGAAAGAGUCAGACAUGAUUCAAAAGGAUUGUGUUCUGUUAGUUUAGCAUUGUUUGGUUACUUUAAAACCUUUGAAAGUAGCUAACUCUUGUUUAUGUAGAGCUUUAAUCGACUUCCUUGUUAGCAGAAGGACUUCAGCUUGAGCAGCAAAACUUUGGACAUUAGUUUCCAGGUGCCCAAUGGCCUCUGUUGUGCUGCUGAAACUUGAGAAGCGAGCUGCAUCUGACUAUCAGGAUGCAGAGUUGAACACAAAAAAGCCCAGGAAACUGCUGCCUACUCUGAAGAAUAAACGGGCCCCCGAGCUUGUCCUGGUGAUUGGCACAGGGGUGAGCUCCGCGGUGGCUCCUCAAGUCCCCGCUCUCCGCUCCUGGAAAGGCCUCAUCCAGGCUCUGCUUGAUGCAGCUAAUGACUUUGACCUGCUCGAGGAGGAAGAGAGCCGCCGUUUCCAGAGGCACAUGCAGGAAGAUAAGAAUUUGGUACACGUGGCCCAUGAUCUCAUUCAGAAACUCUCCCCGAGAACAGGCAAUGUGCGCUCUACAUUCUUCAAGGACUGCCUUUAUGAGGUAUUUGAUGAUUUGGAGUGUAAGAUGGAGCAUGCAGGCAAACAUCUACUACGCUCAGUGCUGCAGUUAAUGGAGAGCGGUGCCCUGGUCCUCACUACCAACUUUGACAACCUUCUGGAGAUCUAUGCAACUCAUCAGGGAACCAAGCUGGAGUCUUUGGACCUCACUGAUGAGAAAAAAGUGUUGGAGUGGGCUCAGGAGAAGCGGAGGCUCAGUGUUUUACAUAUCCACGGUGUGUACACCAACCCCAGUGGUAUUGUACUGCACCCUGCUGGCUAUCAGAACGUACUGAGGAACACUGAGGUCAUGCGUGAGAUCCAGAACCUGUAUGAAACCAAAUCAUUUGUGUUCCUCGGCUGUGGGCGCACGGUUGACGACACAACUUUCCAAGCUUUGUUCUUGGAAGCAGUCAAACACAAGUCAGACCUGGAGCACUUCAUGCUUGUGCGGCGCGAGGACGUGGGCGAGUUCAAGAAGUUGCGUGACAACAUGCUGGACAAGGGUAUCAAGGUCAUCUCCUAUGGAGACGAGUACGCCGAUCUGCCUGAGUACUUUGAGAGGCUGGCCAACGAGAUCUGCAAUCGGGAUACAUCCACCAAUGGCUGGGGCUCUCCCUCUCAAAAGCCGGAAGAACAUCUUAAUGGUGUUAGCACACAUAAAAGUCUCCUACAAGACUACUCUUGACAGUCUGGAUGACCAUCUGUCAUUUUUCCUCAAGGGAUCAGAGUACUUUGACGAGUCCACUUUUGUCCAUGGAAUCUAAGACUCUAGAACAUUCUGGGCCACUGGAGACCUAAGAGCUAUGUGUAUUGUCAGAUCUCCUGCUAAUUUCUUUUCAAGGGGAAAAGUAUUA